AUGUCUCUUCUCAAGAGUUUCAUCGCCUUCGCAGGCAUCAUUGCUGUGGCUUCCAGCAACCGCCUGGUGCCUAGAGCAUCAAUUGCUUGCUCGACAUCAAGUGGUCCCGGUUUCUGUCAGAGCACUUCUCGUGCUUGCUCAGGCGGAAAAUAUAUAGCUGGUGCUUGUCCCGGUGGUGCAGACAAUCAAUGCUGCGUAGCAACAUGUUCCAGCGGAAAAGGGGCAUGCCAAGCAACAUCUGUAGCAUGCUCUAGUGGAUCCUCUAGCUCUGGUCUUUGCCCCGGACCUGCUGACAUACAAUGCUGCAUUAAAAGUGGUGGCGGUACCACUCCACUACCAUCUACUGGCGCUGGGUCUCUAGGAAUCGAUAUAUCCCAACUCGGAACCCCAGAAUUUUUUGCGUGCGCCAAGAAAACCAAAGACGUGGUCGCCAUCCGCGGCUACCAACAAGCAUGCGGCACCGGCGGUCAAGUAGACAAAAACUUCGCCGCCUCCUACAAAAAUGCGAAAGCCGCCGGUUUCACCGGUAUCGACUCCUACAUAUUUCCCUGCAGCGGUACGCCCACCGGUUCCGAGCCAAAAUGCAAGAGCGUCGAUACGCAAAUAGCCGAAUACCUCAAAGUAAUCUCCGACAACCACAUGAACAUCAAUACCCUCUGGCUGGAUCUCGAACCCACCUCCGUCUCCAAUUACCCCUGCAACGCCUGGAAUCUAGGCGCUGCCGCCAAUGAAAAACUCGCCAAGCAAUGGGUUUCCGCGAUGAAAGCCACGGGGUUGAAAUGGGGCAUCUAUGCUAAUGGAAAUCAAUGGAGCGGCAUGUUUGCGAGCCGCAGUACGGAUAUUGGGAGCGAGUUGCCGUUGUGGGCUGUGCAGCAGGAUUAUAAGGAGGGUGUGAAUACGGUGGAUACUUUCAUGGGGGGUUGGACAAAGGCCGUUGCUAAGCAGUAUCGUCUUGAUACAAAGAUCUGUGGUCUCGAUGUGGAUUUGGAUUCGUUCCUCUAA
Messenger RNA from Sclerotinia borealis F-4128, 1002 nucleotides. NCBI's taxonomy places the organism in Eukaryota, Fungi, Ascomycota, Leotiomycetes, Helotiales, Sclerotiniaceae. The record is from the annotation of a GenBank genome assembly.